AUGACAAAAAACGUUAUCGAAAUUAGAAAACUGAAAAAGGUUUAUGAUGGUAGAACUGUACUGAAAAAUGUUAGUUUUUCGGUCAAAAAAGGUAGCAUUCAUGGUUUUAUUGGUCCCAAUGGAGCGGGCAAGACUACUACUUUAAAAUGUUUAAUGAGUGGAAUAAUACCCAGUGCCGGAGAAAUCUAUUUAGAAGGCAAGAAAGUUGGUGAAAAUGAACUGGCUAAUAAAAAGAUAGGAUUUAUGACUGAGCCAGCCGAAUUUACCGAUAAUCUAAGUCCAGACAUUUUAGUUUUGGACGAACCAACUUCUGGUUUAGACCCUUCCUAUCGCGGCAUUUUACUAAACCAAUUAGAGGGAGUUCGGAAGCGAGGUGGCACGGUAUUAAUUUCCAGUCAUAUUUUAUCAGAUUUGCAAAAGUUAGUUGAUUCAACUACUAUCAUUGAUAAAGGUAAAAUAAUUUAUACCGGGGAAAAACCGGACGAUAUUGAAGAAAUGUAUAAUAAAUUAGUCCUCAAAGAUAAAAUUAAAGCCAAAGAAGGACAAACUUGA
Ambispora gerdemannii is the source of this 552-nucleotide messenger RNA. The record is from the annotation of a GenBank genome assembly. Lineage: Eukaryota; Fungi; Glomeromycota; Glomeromycetes; Archaeosporales; Ambisporaceae.